UCGCCCUCCCCUCGCCGCCUAAGCCUGCCCUUCGCCGAGUCUGUCCCCUCCCCGCGGCAAAACGGCUGCUCCUCAACACGGCGACAGGGGUUUCCCCUCAGCCGCCGCCGCAGCUGCUGGCCAAGCUCCGCCGCGCCCGCGCCUCGCGCCCACCAUGCAGUUUAUGUUGCUUUUUAGUCGUCAGGGAAAGCUUCGACUGCAGAAAUGGUAUGUCCCGCUGUCAGACAAAGAGAAGAAAAAAAUCACAAGGGAACUUGUUCAAACUGUCUUAGCGCGUAAACCUAAAAUGUGCAGCUUUCUUGAGUGGCGAGAUCUGAAGAUUGUAUACAAAAGAUAUGCUAGUCUGUAUUUUUGCUGUGCUAUUGAGGAUCAGGACAAUGAACUAAUUACCUUGGAAAUAAUUCAUCGUUACGUGGAAUUACUUGACAAGUAUUUUGGCAGUGUGUGUGAACUUGAUAUCAUCUUUAAUUUUGAGAAGGCUUAUUUUAUUUUGGAUGAGUUUCUCUUGGGAGGGGAAGUUCAGGAAACAUCCAAGAAAAAUGUCCUCAAGGCCAUUGAGCAGGCAGAUCUCCUGCAGGAGCGACGCCAUGAAUAUUUUAAUAUCCCCGUGUACUAAAUGACUACACAUCGUGUAUGCAGAAUUUCACAGAGGAAAUAGAGACCUGAUAUACUUAUGAAAGAAAAUAUCCUCAGCUUGGUGACACUGCUUAUGUUGUAUAAUAGUAAUAGAUUAUUUCAGAACCAAUACCCUUACAAUUGUAUUUUCUCCUGUCCCAUCCCUAACUCUGUUUUAUUUUCAUUCUGUAUAUGAUCUUGAUAUAGCUUAUUCCUGUCUGCAACUGAUUUAAUUUCUUCUUGAAAAAAUAUGACCUGAACGUUUUGAGUAAUGUUUUAUCUUAAACACAUAGAUGUUAUCACUAAUCUGUAAUUAUUCUUAUAAGAGGAAAUGUUUACCAAAGAAAAAAUAGCUGGAAUGCCAGGUCAAAAUAAGCAGUGCCAUUAUAUGUAGUAUGGUUUAAUCUUCAAAUGUUGAUACUGUUUUAAAAAACAAUUGAAACUAUAUUUAGUAUGAUUAUAUCACAUUCUGUAUGAGUUAAUGUAUCACAUAAAAGUAUAAGCAGAAAUAAUACAGGAAGGUAAUAUUUAGGGUAAAACAUUUCCCAGUUUUUUAGGAAUUUUAUAAUGCCACAUUUAUUGUUAACACUUUAGUACUUUAAAUAGUAUCAAACAAUCCCUUUAAGAACUAUUAGAAAACUAUGUCAAAAAGGUAUCUUCUGCACUAUCUGUUGCUCAAUAGUAAGUAACCCUUUCAAAGUAAUAAUACUGAUUUUAUUAGUUAAAAUGUUAAUAUUCAGUUUAAAUACCUACAUGCUUAUAUUUUGCUAGUUACAGUUUAUAAUAUACUUAAAUCUUCAUUUAAAUAAUUAGUAUUUAGUUAAACUAUGGUUUUAUAUUUCAGGAAUUAAAACCUUUAAUAUUGAUCAUUAUUGUGUAUACUUUUUUAUUAAAACAUGCAGCAUUUUAUUUUAAAAAGAAAAGUACCAAAUAAUUCACUGCAUAUAUCAAGAGAGUAUAAAGUCUGAGUUAAGUAACAUCAUUAAACAAUAAAUUCAAAAGAUGCCCAGACUGGCUUACCUUUGAAAGAAAGGCCUGUGAAAAUACAUGCUGACCAAACUUAGUAUUAGGUAGGUAUACAGAUAAGCUAUUUCCAUCCUUGCUUGCCAUUUUCAUCAUAAUGCACUAUAUUUGAAGCACUUGGAUGGGGCUAUCAAAUGAGAAAUUUGAUGGCAUUGGGAAACACUGGCCUUUCAUUUCCAUUUUUUUCUCCUCCACUACCACCCUACCCCCCCCCCAUUCACUUCCCCCUGCAGUGUAUUGUUCAUAUGGUUUUAAUGCUGCAUAAAUAUGCACUGUCUCAUGCCUGUUUGCUUUGGAUGCUGUGUGCUGAGCUGUAACAAGAUGUUGCUGCUUUUGUUAUCUGUAUACAGCUGCUCGCUUGAAAGUAGUCAAUUCUGAAAUAGCUUUCCUGGCACGUCUAAAAUAAAAGCAUUGCAUGUACUUUGUCUCAUGUGAAUGACUUGUUUUCUUUUCCAUUCCUUUUGACAUGUACUUUACAUCUUAGCAUUUCCAGGUAAUUUUGAGCUGCAAUUUUAGUGUGAACAUGUGAAAAUUACAUUUAAUGUGAAUUAUAAACACAUUUUGUAAAAAAAAAAAAAAAAAAAAAACUAAGGCAUUAUUU
Choloepus didactylus (southern two-toed sloth) is the source of this 2239-nucleotide messenger RNA. It is a transcript of the gene AP1S2, whose product is annotated as adaptor related protein complex 1 subunit sigma 2. Gene Ontology annotation, biological process: intracellular protein transport; vesicle-mediated transport. The transcript is spliced from 5 exons. The record is from RefSeq and is a predicted model, not a curated record. Gene Ontology annotation, cellular component: intracellular membrane-bounded organelle; AP-1 adaptor complex; membrane coat. NCBI's taxonomy places the organism in Eukaryota, Metazoa, Chordata, Mammalia, Pilosa, Megalonychidae. The coding region runs from base 155 to 616 and encodes 153 amino acids. Gene Ontology annotation, molecular function: clathrin-cargo adaptor activity.